GUUAACCAUUAGACAUCACAGCAACAGUUUGCUUCACUUUCAAGUUUAAUUUUGUGGAUUUUCAAAUUUCCCUCCUAAAACAACUUCUACUCCGAAAAAAUGGCUGAUAAGAAGAAUUUACUUUUGUUGCUUGACCGCCCAUCUGAGCCCAUUUUCAUGGAAAAGGGAACUGAUCGCUCAACAAUUUUCGAUGUUCCCGACAAGUUUCUUACUGAUCGUUACCGUCCUAUUGGAAGUGAGGUUCAGUCCCGUUUUGGGGAAAAAGCUGAACAACGAAUUCCUGUCAAGGAUAUCAGCAUUCCUGAUCUAAAGAUCCCAAUGUCUCUUGGCCGCCGGGAACAGUUCUCCCUUUUUAUCCCUCGUCAUCGUCGUAUUGCCGGAAGAUUGAUUGAUAUCUUUUUGGGUUUGAGAAGCAUCGAAGACUUGCAAAGUGUUGCCGUAUACGCCAGGGAUCGAGUGAAUGCUUUCCUAUUCAACUAUGCCCUUUCAGUGGCUCUACUCCAUCGUCCUGAUACCAAAGGACUUAACUUACCCUCGUUUGUAGAGACUUUCCCAUCCAAGUUCGUCGAUUCUAAGGUCUUCACUGAUCUUCGUGAGGAAGCUACAGUUGUCCCAGAUGGAUCUCGUAUGCCAAUUGUCAUUCCCAAGGACUACACCGCCUCCGAUCUUGAUGAGGAACAUCGUCUCUGGUACUUCCGUGAAGAUAUGGGUGUGAAUCUGCAUCAUUGGCAUUGGCAUUUGGUUUAUCCAUUCGAAGCUUCUGAUCGUGCAAUUGUUGCCAAGGAUCGUCGUGGUGAACUUUUCUACUACAUGCAUCAGCAGAUCGUGGCCCGUUACAACAUGGAACGUUUCAGUAACAAUAUGUCCCGUGUGAGGCGUCUCAAUAACCUCCGUGACCCUAUCCCAGAGGGUUACUUCCCCAAGAUGGACUCACUUGUUGCCAGUCGUGCCUGGCCUCCACGUUUUGCCAAUGCUGCCAUGCAAGAUCUUGACCGUGAGUUGGAUCAGAUCAAAUUGGAUGUUGGUGACUUGGAACGCUGGAGGGAUAGGUUCUAUGAAGCUAUUCAUCAAGGAUUUGUUGUUGAUGAAUCUGGAAACCGAAUUCCACUUGAUGAGACCACUGGCAUUGAUACCCUCGGCAACAUGAUGGAAUCAUCAAUCCUUUCACCCAAUCGUCAACUUUAUGGUGAUUUGCACAACAUGGGUCAUGUCUUCCUUUCAUACAUCCACGAUCCUGAUCAUCGUUACUUGGAAUCCUUCGGAGUCAUUGGAGACUCAGCUACUGCUAUGCGUGAUCCUGUCUUCUACAAGUGGCAUGCAUUUGUCGAUGAUGUCUUCCAAGAACACAAAGAGGCCCUUCCCCCAUACAACCAGAACCAAUUGAACUACCCAGACAUUACAAUUACCGGAGUGCAGGUUGAUAACGACAGCGGAAGUGGCACCAACAGUCUCCAGACCUACUGGCAACAAUCUGACAUUGAUUUCUCCCGUGGUCUGGACUUCGUUCCAAGAGGUAAUGUUUUCGCUAGAGUGACACAUUUGCAACACGAUGCCUUCACCUACACCAUGAACAUUGACAAUGCCGGUGGUGCCCAACGUUUUGGAACAGUUCGUAUCUUCUUGGGACCAAAGACCGAUGAACGUGGUCAGCCAAUGUUGUUGAGGGAUCAACGUCUCUUGAUGGUUGAGUUGGAUAAAUUUGUUGUAUCUCUCCAACCGGGUCAGAAUACAAUUCGUCGCCGAUCAACUGAAUCCAGUGUGACCAUUCCAUUCGAGAGGACUUUCCGUAAUUUGGACGCCAACCGUCCAGCUGCUGGAUCACCCGACGAGCUUGAAUUCAACUUCUGUGGAUGCGGAUGGCCACAACACAUGCUCAUUCCCAAAGGUCUUCAACAAGGACUUCGUUGCGAAUUGUUCGUCAUGGUUUCCAACUUUGAAGAUGAUAGAAUUGACCAAGACUUGGUUGGUUCCUGCAGUGAUGCCUCAUCCUUCUGCGGAGUCCGUGAUCGUAUGUAUCCUGAUCGUCGUCCUAUGGGCUACCCAUUCGAUCGUCUGCCCCCAACAGGUGCUGACAGGCUGGCUGGUCUUUUGACCCAAAACAUGCGAGUCAUUGACGUUAACAUUGUUCACAACGAUCGUACUACUGUUCGUAUGUCUUAAUUGAUUA
This is a messenger RNA of Episyrphus balteatus (marmalade hoverfly), 2167 nucleotides long. RefSeq names its product phenoloxidase 2-like. The transcript is spliced from 4 exons. The record is from RefSeq and is a predicted model, not a curated record. Gene Ontology annotation, molecular function: oxidoreductase activity. Lineage: Eukaryota; Metazoa; Arthropoda; Insecta; Diptera; Syrphidae. The coding region runs from base 100 to 2160 and encodes 686 amino acids.